Molecule: messenger RNA, 1073 nt
Organism: Caenorhabditis elegans
Lineage: Eukaryota; Metazoa; Nematoda; Chromadorea; Rhabditida; Rhabditidae
Gene: sra-7
Product: Serpentine receptor class alpha-7
Exons: 3
Coding region: 1-990 (329 amino acids)
Biological process (GO): G protein-coupled receptor signaling pathway; sensory perception of chemical stimulus
Cellular component (GO): membrane
Molecular function (GO): G protein-coupled receptor activity
Source: RefSeq, marked reviewed
AUGUCUGCACCGAACUGCGCACGAAAAUAUGAUAUUGCUCGUCUUUCCAGCUUGAAUUUUCAAAUUUCCCAAUAUGUUUAUCUUAGCUUGAUAAGCUUAACUUUUAUAUUUUCUUAUUUUGCUGUGAAAAUUGUUCAUCAAAAAUCGAUUUUCCAACUUUCCACUAAAAUCUUAUUAUUUCACAAUUUGGUUUCUGCGAAUCUUCAUCAACUUUUAUACUUAUUUUCCGCACUCCGAAGGCUCAACCUGGCAUAUUUCUAUAUUGACGAACCAUGUGUUCCUCUAAUAUCGGAAGCUGACUGUCUACCUUACCUCAAGGUUUUAGUAACUGGAAUAAGUGGAAUGAUCUAUGGCCAAACUGGUCUACUUUUGGAACGAGGUUGUGCAACUUUCAUCAAAGAUUAUGAUAAGAAGACAAGCAUGUUUGUUGGGAUAGCAAUAUCAAUUGCCAUUUUGUUUUUGAGCUUGAUCACUGGAAAAAUUAUAAUUUGGGAUGACCCACUUCAAGGAUAUCUUCUUUCGUGUGUUUCCUAUCCAAGUCAAAGUGUUGAAAGAUCAAGACUAUUUGCAAGUAUUUAUACAUUUAUAUCUUCAUUCAAUUUGGUUUUCUCAGUUUUGUUAAGAAGAUAUAACAAAAAACUGGAAUAUUCAACACCCUUUGUUGUUGGCCCGAGAUUUCGGAAAAGAGAAGUGAUUGACUCCACAAGUACAAUAUGCUUUUUGACAUUUGUUCAAUUCAUAUUCAUGUUCAUUUAUUCAUUCGGAAUAUUCACACUGAAAACUAUUCGAAGCAUGCUUACUUACAGACAGUACUAUUUCAUUGUUGUCUGGUUCUAUACAAUUCCAUUCAUUGCUGCGCUGUUUCCAAUUCUACUAGUUUACAGGAUUCGUUCUUCACAUGUUAGCCGAGUAACGAUUAUUAAAACAUUUACAAAAACCAAGCAAACACAAGAAGAACACAUUAAGCAAUUGAAAAACGUUUGGAAUUGAACAUAAUGAUUCCUAUUUUAUGAAAUCUGAAUUUUUGUAAAUAUGUGUAUAUUUUUUUGGAAUAAAUAAUUGUCAUUAGGAAA